AUGGUUGUUGCGAUGAAGGCCGGGACGACGCAGGGGACACCUGAGAAGAGGCCAAUGCGCUCCGUCACAGAGUACAUCAGGUCCCCUGCCCAACUCAAUCAGAUCAAGUCCGAAGCCGGGAAGCAAACGAAGCAGCAGACCGCGGCAAAGAACUUCUUCCGGAAGAAUGAGGCGCAGAUGGUUGCUGACCUAUUUCGCCCACGCGUCGAGCAAGAGUUGGAGGAAGAAGUGGAGACCUGGAAGGUCGUCGAUUACAUGGGUGACCUCACAAGGAAGGCCAUUCUGAAGGUGAUGAUCGGCGAGGACGAUUACGUCCACCUCUUUGCCACCAGGCCGACCCGCCAGGAGACCUGGUCCUGCCUCUACGCGCCGUACAAGACCGGAAAGUGCAUGAUGGACCAGUCGGAAGAGUACUACUUCGAGUUGCCGGAACGCCGAUUUUGCAGCGAGAGGUUCGACGUGAGCUCCUGCGCCACCGGAGACCUUUGCUCGAUGAUGUGA
Molecule: messenger RNA, 501 nt
Organism: Symbiodinium natans
Lineage: Eukaryota; Dinophyceae; Suessiales; Symbiodiniaceae
Source: the annotation of a GenBank genome assembly